AUGGCAACUACAUACGACCGUCAACAUCACACCGCCCAACACCACACCGCCCAACCCCACUUCCGCUAUGACCGCACCACCGGCGACAAACUCCCUUACCCGCAACAAGGUCCAUCCGGCAGCAAAAUAAUGGCCAUCAUGGCCUUACUUCCAAUCGGCGGGAUCUUACUUGGCCUAGCGGGAAUCACCCUCGUCGGAACAAUGAUCGGACUUGCUGUUGCUACUCCGGUGUUCAUCAUUUUCAGCCCUGUUAUUGUCCCGGCGAUUCUAACAAUCGGCUUGGCUGUCACUGGGUUUUUGACAUCGGGAACUUUUGGGUUGACUGGGCUGAGCUCCUUGUCGUACUUGGUGAACCUGUUGAGGCAGUCAACACCGUCGCUUCAAGAUCAGAUAGACUAUGCGAAGGAAACAGUUCAGGAUGUGGGAAUGUAUACCGGGCAGAAGACGAAGGAGAUGGGUCAGACAAUUCAGCAGAAGGCUCAUGAGAUAGGACCUCAGGGUCAAACCGGUCAAGGGCAUCAAGUUGGUGGAGGUGUUCAUGUUCAAACUGGUGGUGGGAAAGAAGGUGGGAAAGGUGGUGAUCGGACUUGA
Messenger RNA from Lactuca saligna, 591 nucleotides. Lineage: Eukaryota; Viridiplantae; Streptophyta; Magnoliopsida; Asterales; Asteraceae. The record is from the annotation of a GenBank genome assembly.